AUGUCACAAUCAGGGGCAGCCGCUUUCGCAGCCCGCGCGAACCGCGGCGCAGUGGCGUCGUUCACGCUUCGAGGCUUGGUGGCCGCUACUGGAGACACGCUGGUUGUCUCAGCGCCUCCCUAUGGCUUCCCCUCCACAGGGGCUUCGAGCUUAUCCCGGGGAGAGGAGGCUGUUUCCAUGUCUUCGAUGAGCAACGGCACCAGCCUGCGCAUCGCGCUGCAGGAUCCACUUGAGGGGGCGGCUGAGUACCUCCUUUCCCUGGAAGUCAGCACCGGGGCUAAGGUAGACAAUGGCGAGCGUUGGAGCUUGUUGCUGUGGCCCGCAGAUGACGGCUCGGAGCAGGUGGCAAACAAUGGGCUGCAGCUGCCUGAAGCGACGAACGAUGCCGGGAGCAGCUCCUUCCGCUUGGCGGAGGUCCUCAGUCUCCGCGUUUCUGCUGGACGUGUCGCGCCGCGGAGUCUCGCAGAGGUAGUUAUCAUGGUGGAUUGGAGCGCCACCGACAGCGUGCAGCCAGAAAGUUUGAUUCUGCUGGCGCCUACAGGUUUCAUUUUCGACCUCGUGAACUGUCUCCGCGAUCCUCUGACGGUCACAUCACAGGUUCUGGCAUGCCGCCGUGGAGAUCGCACCUAUUCCGCAUCCUUGCAGAUCGGAGGCGCUACAGCAGGUCAAGUGGAGACGGCUUUGGUGGCCGAGGCACCUGCACAGCUCUCAGCAGAGGCGGCCGGGAACACUUGGCUGGCGCGUGCGAUGUCCGGCGAGGUGGAGCUUGCUUGGGGCAGCUCACCGGGCUUCGGCGUCACGCCCAUGGAGGAGGCCACCAUCAACUAUGGUGGGGUGCCGUCUGCUGUGGUCCACCUAUUCGUGCAUUUCCGCACGGCCCAGACCUUGAUGGGUGGUGGCUACGUCGAGGUGAUCACUCCGGAUACCUACCGGGCCUCGUGUCUGCCGGAAGACGGCUUUGCCGCGCUCUUCCUGCCUGGGCUUUCCUCCUGCGACAAUAGAGGAGGCGGUGUACGCCUUCGAAUCAACAUUACGCUGGCGCCUGGCAGCUACGCCUUCAUGGCGGGUCUGCUGACUCCGGCCUUUACACCGUCAAGGAACGGUUUCGAUCUGCUACUUACGGACUUGCUGGGGAAGGUCAUUGAUGCGCGCGUCUCCAUUCCGGGGCAACGCAUUGUGCAGGGCUUGAAUCUCGAGCCGCUCCAGCUGCAGUUCGGCGCUUUGGUCAAAGGGGCCGAGACGCAGGUCCGCAUCAUCCUGCGCGUCGCAAGCGCGCUCGAGCCGCUGGAGGCUCUUGGCCCGGUCCGCGCGAUUCAGAUCGCUGCGCCCGAGCACUUCACGCUCGUGGUCCGGGAGCCUGUCCUAAAUUUGGAUGGACUCCCGACGCCCGAGAUUGGCUGGUUCCACCUCUUCUUCUUGGAGAAGUUGAUCAGGGUGGAUCUCGUUUCCAAUGCCGGGGCGGCGCCGCCCCAAGUUCCUGCAGGCAGCUAUCGCGUCGAAUUUGUGGUGCGUUUGCCCGAGUUCUUCAUGCCCAGCGGGAAUGCUUGGCUGGUCUCCAUCUGCCGUGACCUAGCCUGCUCAGAUCUGGCAGCCACGGUAGCCGUGGCCGGGUUCGAUUUCGAUGACACCCCGACCAUCCAGGGCCAGGCCGCCGAAGGACAGCCCGAGGAGCAGCAAGGCGGAGGAGGUCUUCGACCUGGAUCUCAAUUCCUGCUGUUUCUGAUGGCACAUCUCGCCGUGCAGGCAUGA
Molecule: messenger RNA, 1749 nt
Organism: Symbiodinium sp. CCMP2592
Lineage: Eukaryota; Dinophyceae; Suessiales; Symbiodiniaceae
Source: the annotation of a GenBank genome assembly